GAUUACCUCAACUCCGCCGGCGGCACAGCAGACUACCGAAAGCCGGCGGAGCAAAAAGAAGGGCAUGGCAGGCUGGAGGAAGACUGGUACCGAUCGCUCGCUUCCAUGAAACAGGGGUAGCGGAUGUAAUGAUCGCCCUACCACUCACCCUCUCUUCGAUUGAGGCUCUGGAGGAUGGAGGGUAUCACAAGGAUCCACCGAUCUCUUCUCGGAGGGGAGGAGGAACAAGAUGAGGACUUCUUGGGCGAAUCCAACGGCCCUUGCUCCCUAUCUCCGCUCCAGAGACUCUAUGGGUUCGCGGCGUGUCUGGUUGCUGGCUUGGCUUGUAUGCUCUUGUCACUUAUUGUUUUUUCAAAACCUAUCAAAUUUGCAGUGAUGUUCACCUUUGGAAACAUAUUGGCUGUAGGAAGCACAGCCUUCCUGAUUGGACCAGGACGACAGGUAAGAAUGAUGCUUGAUCCAGUUCGUGUUUACGCAACAGUGAUUUACAUUGGAUGUGUCAUUCUAGCCCUUGUUUGUGCUCUUUGGAUUCAUAACAAGUUGUUGGCACUUCUUGCAAUUAUAAGUGAAACUUGUGCUCUUAUUUGGUACAGCUUGUCUUAUGUGCCAUUUGCUCGGAGAAUGGUCUCAGAAUUGCUUAUAAGUUGCUGUGACACUGAGAUAUAGGCUGAUGCUGAGUCAGUGAUGGUUGGCAACUCCUGUAUUCUUAUGAUGGUAAUACACAUUCCUCUAAUGAUUGCUGAUUAUGGAAACCUUGAGUGACACCACAUUUUCCUCCUGUUCUUUUUCCUUUUCAUUUGUUGUGCAUGAGAAUGCCCGUUUGUCUUGUACCUUUUAGGGGGCUUUAGGAGAUUCUUUUGAGGUUCCACAAGGGUGUUGACAUCUCUCUCUCUCUCUCUGUGUGACAUAUUACAGUUUGAUUUUAACUGAUGAUUGGUUUGUUUUC
Molecule: messenger RNA, 946 nt
Organism: Elaeis guineensis (African oil palm)
Lineage: Eukaryota; Viridiplantae; Streptophyta; Magnoliopsida; Arecales; Arecaceae
Biological process (GO): vesicle-mediated transport
Cellular component (GO): membrane
Source: RefSeq, a predicted model, not a curated record